Sorghum bicolor (sorghum) is the source of this 614-nucleotide messenger RNA. RefSeq names its product non-specific lipid-transfer protein 2P. NCBI's taxonomy places the organism in Eukaryota, Viridiplantae, Streptophyta, Magnoliopsida, Poales, Poaceae. The coding region runs from base 87 to 383 and encodes 98 amino acids. Gene Ontology annotation, biological process: lipid transport. The record is from RefSeq and is a predicted model, not a curated record. The transcript has a single exon.
ACCACCGGCCCACACCACCACACAUCUGAGCCUUCUUCACUCUCUCCAGUCUCCACCACUCAGCUAGAUCACCAAAGCAAAGUGCCAUGGCGAAGCAGGCGGUGGCGAUGCUCGUGUCCGUGGCGCUGCUGGUCGUGGUGGUGGUGGCGGUGACGAGCGCGGGCGGGGCGUCGGCGCAGCAGUGCAACGUGUCCCUGCUGGCGGUGUGCGCGCCGGCGGUCAUCAGCGGGUCGGCGCCCACGGCGCCGUGCUGCGCCAACCUGCGCGCGCAGCAGCCGUGCUUCUGCCAGUACGCGCGCAACCCGGCGUACAGCAGCUACAUCAGCAGCCCCAACGCCCGCCGCACGCUCACCUCCUGCGGCAUCGCCGUCCCGAGCUGCUAGGCGCCCCGGCCGGCCGGCGGCCGCGCGCGCGCUUUGCCUCUCGCUCUCGUCUCGUGGUGUAGUGUGGCGUCUGAAUAAAAUCAGUUGAUCAUCGUGGUGUGCGUGCCUUAUGAACCGACUGAAGAUGCGCUUAUGCAUGUCAAUCGGUCUAUUUAUUUAUAUAUAUAUAUAUAUAUAUCGUAUUUGUGCCUCAUCAUAUGGACAAUAUAUAAUAUCAGGUGUGAUGGUGUA